Molecule: messenger RNA, 2496 nt
Organism: Aspergillus wentii DTO 134E9
Lineage: Eukaryota; Fungi; Ascomycota; Eurotiomycetes; Eurotiales; Aspergillaceae
Exons: 6
Coding region: 1-2496 (831 amino acids)
Biological process (GO): endoplasmic reticulum to Golgi vesicle-mediated transport; vesicle fusion with Golgi apparatus
Cellular component (GO): trans-Golgi network; outer membrane
Source: RefSeq, a predicted model, not a curated record
AUGUCCUCUCAUAUUUCUGCCGAAGAUGAAGACAUCUUCGAGCGUCUUCAACAGCGUGCCGACCCCAAAGUGCAGGACGAGCAACAGAAGGCCGUCAAUGAACGGGUCAAUGCGAUUUACCAAAAGGCACAGGCCCGGCUUGGGGAGCUGAUCGACCAGAAUUCCACUCUACCAUGCACCAUCUCAUCGGUUCAGGUUCUCAAUGCACAUCAUACGCGUAGAGGAUUCUUGGAGCGGAUAUUUGAUCCGUUGUUGGGUGUUAAUCAAAACAGGCCAUACUCCCUCGCCGAGGCCUUGCGGGAAGUCUCGGCACGCGCCGACAAGCUCAGCAGAUUUGAUAUAUUCCAGCAGCCAAUUUCCGUUUUCUUGGAUCACUCGAACAAAGACGGACUGGAUAACAUUGACGUCUUUCUGUCUGUCAAGGAGAAAUCCCGCGUCUUGUUGAAGACAGGAACCGACCUUGGAAAUGCAGAGGGCUCUGCUUAUGGCAAUCUUCUCUGGCGCAAUGUGUUUGGUGGUGCGGAAACACUUAACUUGAACGCUUCGCUGGGUACGAGGACUAGAUCUGCCUAUCAAGCUGCUUUUGAGACACCCAUUCUCAGUGACCCUGAUUUCCGCUUUGAAAUUGGCGGCAUCGCCAGCUCAACAGAAAGGUCUUGGGCGAGUCAUGAGGAGGUGCUGAAGGGAGGCUGGAGCAAGCUCCGCUGGUUGAGCCAAUCUGGACACCGCCAUGAACUCGGGUACAAUGGCUUUUGGAGACAGAUGACCGGUUUGUCGGAGGCUGCAUCCCCCACAGUCCGAGCAGAUGCAGGCGAUAGCGUCAAGAGCAGUGUUUUCCACAGCUGGACCACUGACCGCAGAGACAACCCUAUCCUCCCAUCCCGGGGCUACUACGCCAAAGCAUUCAAUGAAUUGGCUGGCUGGGGCCCAUUGAAGGGCGAUGUAUCUUUCUGGAAAUCUGAAGUUGAAACGCAAGGAGCCGUGCCCAUUCCGAUCCCGGGAGUCAAAGGGGACAGCGGCAUCAGUCUCACUACUGGAUUCCGUGCCGGUCUUUUCUACCCUCUUGGACUUGACUCGAACUCUCGACCUCAACUCUCCCGUGUCAAUGACCGCUUCCAGCUUGGAGGGCCUACUGAUGUUCGUGGUUUCCGCCUUUCUGGUCUCGGCCCUCGCGACGGAGCGGAUGCCGUCGGAGGCGACGUCUAUGCCGCCGGAAGUGCCAAUUUGUUGUUCCCACUCCCCCGUGUGGGAGCUGAGAAGCCUUUGCGAUUGCAGACAUUCAUUAAUGGUGGUCGGCUGUUGCCUCUGCAGACUUCGCAGAAGGAAGCCCCUACUACUGGAGCGGAGGUUCGGGAUGCCAUGUCUUCUACACUUUCCGAGCUAGGCAAUGGUCUGCCCAGUGUUGCAGCAGGAUUCGGACUUGUUUACGCUCACCCAGUCGCCAGAUUUGAGUUGAACUUCUCUCUACCCUUGGUGUUGCGGAAGGGCGAGGAGGGUAGAAAGGGGUUGCAGCUGGGAAUUGCGAAGUUCUCCUGCAAUCUGGCCGCAAUGGCCCAAUACUACCCGCAACAACAGCCCUACGGCAGCCAGGCUUCUGCGCAAAAUCUCCAAUUCUUUCCUUCGUCCUAUGGCUCAGUAUCGGGCCACACUACACCUUCACAAGCUUCUUACGGCGGCUUCGGUGCAGCCUCAAACCCAGCUGCCCAGGCAUACCCAGUUGGUGGAGGUGGUGGAUAUGGUGGGUUUGGGUCUCCGGCUGCUGGAGUGAGUGGGAGGAUGGGCGAUCAAGGUGGUUUGAGGACAGGGUGGCUUGCCGCAUUUGGAACGGAAGGAUAUGACGGAGAGCCGCCGUUGUUGGAGGAGCUUGGAGUCAAUUUUGAGCACAUCAGGACAAAGACUCUGACUGUGUUGAAUCCUUUUGCCCAAAUUGACCAGCAUCUCAUGGAUGACAGCGAUCUCUACGGGGCUCUCCUGUACAUCGUUCUCUAUGGAACGUUCCUUCUCCUCUCUGGCAAAGUCUUCUACGGCUACAUCUACGGCGUUGCGGUAUUUGGAACCGUCGCUUUGCAUUUAAUCCUCAGUCUUAUGUCCCCGGCCCUCGAUACCGUCCCGGCAGCCAACGCAGCAGACCCUACCCACUAUGACCCCCACCACAAACCCUCCAUGUCCGGCACCGCCGUCGGCCACUUUUCUGCAACCUUGACCUUCCCCCGCUCCGCCAGUGUCCUGGGAUACUGCUUCCUACCCCUGGUAAUGACCAGUCUUAUUGGAAUCCUCAUCCCCAUGGACACGAUGUUUGGAUAUCUGUUAACCACAGCCGCCGUCGGGUGGUGCACCUACAGCUCGUCGGGGAUGUUCUGUGCCGUGGCUCGUAUGAGUGGUAUGAGAGGCUUGGUGGCAUACCCGUUGGCAUUGUUCUACGUCGUCUUCGGGAUCAUGGGUAUCUUUUCUUCUCGCGGGAGCGGUACUCUGGCUGCGAAGACUGGCGCUAGCUAA